GUUGACCAGAGCCAUCCCAUUGUCCCAUUCCACCUAUGGAAGGUGAAAAAUUCAGGAAUGAUCUCAUUCAUCAUGUCAAAACUCUGCAACACUGUCAAUAAAACUACCUUAUUAUAGAUCAACUUUGUGACCCGGAUGGACAGGUUUUUGUCAUCUUGGAAGAGCGCAGAAGAUCCUGCUCGAGGUGAAUUUUCUUUCCGUAUUGAUCCUCAUGGCUAUCCGCAGCUACUCUUGAAGAGAGGGAAUACAACGUGGCAAAGAGGGGGGUCAUGGGAUGGCAUAAAAUUUACAUCAACUCCGAGGCCGAAAGCUAGUCCAGUUUUGACAAGUGAAUUUGUGUUCAAUAGCAAAGAGGUUUUUGAAUAUGGAAUUCAAAGUACAGUUUUUUCAAGGCUUACACUAAGUCCAUCGGGUCUUCCUCAGAGCUUCAAAUGGAAUGAACGAACUCAGGAUUGGGUGAUUAUUGAAAAUGGUCAGUUCGAUCAGUGUGAGAAUUAUGCAUUCUGUGGUCCCAACACUCGCUGUGAGAUGACUAGAAAUCCUAUAUGUGUAUGCUUGGAUGGAUUCACGCCCAAGUCUCCGGUAGAUUGGAAUUUUUCAGAUUGGUCAGGUGGCUGUAACCGGAGGACUCCACUGAAUUGUAGUGGUAAAGAUGGCUUUCUCAAGUAUACUGCCAAUAAGCUGCCAGACACAUCUUCUUCCUGGUUUGACAAGAGCAUUGGCCUCAGGGAAUGUGAGGGAUUGUGUCUGAAGAACUGCUCUUGCACUGCUUAUGCAAAUUUAGAUAUCAGGGGAGGUGGAAGCGGCUGCCUGAUUUGGUUUGGAGACCUGAUUGAUACGAGAAAGUCAACUGGGGAUGGACAAGACCUCUAUGUCAGGAUGGAUUCUUCAGAAUUAGAUCACCAGCAUGGACAAAAAUUGAAGAACCAUUUCUCUCUAGCAUCCUUGGUGAGGUUUGUGGUUGGGGUAAACAUUAUUAUUGUUGAGGGGUAGGUUGGUAGGUCUGUGCUAGGUCAUCUGACUGAGCUAAGUAAAGAAGACAUGGAGUUACCAAUAUUUGAUUUGAGUACCAUAGCACAUGCCACCGAUAACUUUUCAAGCAGGAACAAGUUGGGAGAAGGAGGUUUCGGACCUGUAUUUAAGAGCAUAUUGAAAGAAGGUCAAGAAAUAGCAGAAAGGCUUUCAAAAAGUUCUGGGCAAGGAUUAAAUGAGUUCAAAAACGAAGUUAUAUUAAUUGCUAAACUUCAGCAUCGCAAUCUCGUGAAGCUACUUGGUUGUUGCAUUCAUAAAGAUGAAAAAAUGCUAAUCUAUGAAUGCAUGCCCAACAAGAGUUUGAACCUUUUUAUUUUUGACAAAACAAGAAGAAAAGCACUUGAUUGGGGUAAGCGCAUGAACAUUAUUGGUGGAAUUGCUCGAGGGCUGCUUUAUCUCCAUCAAGACUCUAGACUGAGAGUAAUCUAUAGAGAUAUCAAAGCCAGCAACAUUUUACUAGAUAAUGAGCUAACUCCUAAAAUUUCAGACUUUGGCCUUGCAAGAAUGUUUCGUGGAGAUCAAACAGAGGCGAAUACUCAUAGGAUAGUUGGAACAUAGUAAGUAUCCUUACCCUUGCCCGCCUUAUUGACUUCAUUUGUGUUUUGAGAACCUAUCUUGUCAAUAACAGUUUUCAUUGGCUAUAUGUCUCCUGAGUAUGCAUCCAACGGCUACUUCUCGGUGAAAACGGACGUCUUUAGCUUCGGCGUCCUCGUCCUGGAGAUAGUGAGUGGACAGAAAAAUAGGGGAUUUCAUCACCCAGAUCGAAACCUUAACCUCCUUGGGCAUGCAUGGAUACUUUGGAUAAAAGGAACACCAUCGGAACUGAUUGAUGAAUGUUAAGCUUUCUCGAGCAAUGCAUCUGAAGUGUUAAGAUGCAUUCAUGUGGCUUUAUUAUGUGUUCAGCAACGACCAGAAGAUAGGCCAAACAUCUCAACAGUGGUUCAAAUAUUAUACAAUGAAAAUCCAUUGCCUCAGCCUAAACAACCUGGUUUUUUCAUGGGAACGAAUCCACUUGAACAAGACAGUUCAUCAAAUCAGAUGGAAGUUUACUCUUCAAAUGAAGUUAGUUUGACAAUGUUAGAGGCACGGUAGAUUUUCAUUUGUGACAAUUGAAGAAAAAGUAUGGUCAUCAGACAAGUGCAAUCUAGCCACAAGACUGACCUCUGUUUUUGCUGUUCACUAUUUCAGAACAGAGUGCUACACAAGUUAAAACUAGUUAAUGUAUCUAUAUUGGAGCAGAAUCUCUCUGUGCUACCAUUAUUACUAUCGAUUCAUGAGAUUUUGUUGAUAAAAACCCAAAAAGCAGUUGCUUGCCCCUCCACAAAGAGAACUCUAUGCCUCAUUACUGUUUCAUCUAGAACUUCUUCCCCUCUCACAGUUUUGGGUAAUGAGGUUAA
Messenger RNA from Populus trichocarpa (black cottonwood), 2429 nucleotides. RefSeq names its product G-type lectin S-receptor-like serine/threonine-protein kinase At4g27290. Lineage: Eukaryota; Viridiplantae; Streptophyta; Magnoliopsida; Malpighiales; Salicaceae. Gene Ontology annotation, biological process: recognition of pollen; protein phosphorylation. The record is from RefSeq and is a predicted model, not a curated record. Gene Ontology annotation, molecular function: protein kinase activity; ATP binding.